Messenger RNA from Capronia epimyces CBS 606.96, 3177 nucleotides. RefSeq lists its product as uncharacterized. Lineage: Eukaryota; Fungi; Ascomycota; Eurotiomycetes; Chaetothyriales; Herpotrichiellaceae. Bases 1 to 3177 code for a protein of 1058 amino acids. Gene Ontology annotation, molecular function: actin filament binding; clathrin light chain binding; clathrin-cargo adaptor activity. The transcript is spliced from 2 exons. Gene Ontology annotation, cellular component: actin cortical patch; clathrin-coated vesicle. The record is from RefSeq and is a predicted model, not a curated record. Gene Ontology annotation, biological process: actin filament organization; clathrin coat assembly; endocytosis.
AUGUCUUAUCAAGGCCAUGUCAGCGGCACCGGCCGCAACAUCGACAUGACCAAGUCCGAAACCGAGCUCGCCGUCAACAUCCGCAAAGCCACCAGCAUCGAAGAGACCGCCCCCAAGCGCAAACAUGUACGAAGCUGUAUCGUCUACACGUGGGACCACAAGUCCUCCCUAUCCUUCUGGUCCGGGAUGAAGGUGCAGCCGGUCAUGGCCGACGAGGUACAGACCUUCAAGGCCCUGAUCACCAUCCAUAAGGUGCUGCAGGAAGGCCAUCCGGUCACGGUCAAAGAGGCGCAACAAAAUGUCAAUUGGAUUGAGAGUCUGGCCAGAGGCGUUACGGGUGAAGGCCUGAAGGGAUACGGCCCGCUCAUUCGAGAAUACGUUUUCUUCCUCCUGGCCAAACUAUCCUUCCACCGGCAGCAUCCAGAAUUCAACGGCCUGUUUGAAUAUGAAGAGUACAUCAGUUUGAAAUCCAUCAACGACCCCAAUGAGGGCUACGAAACCAUCUCGGAUUUGAUGACCUUACAGGACCAAAUCGACACCUUUCAAAAGCUUAUCUUUUCGCAUUUCCGCGGCGGGGCAAAUAACGAAUGUCGAAUCGCUGCCCUGGUGCCCUUGGUGCAGGAGAGUUAUGGAAUCUACAAGUUCAUCACCAGCAUGCUGCGAGCAAUGCACACAACAACCGGUGACGACGAAGCUCUGGAGCCCUUGCGCACGCGAUACGACGGUCAACAUUAUCGGCUAAUCAAGUUCUACUACGAGUGUUCGAAUCUGCGCUAUCUCACCUCUUUGAUCACCGUCCCCAAACUGCCGCAGGAUCCGCCGAAUCUGCUGGCCGAGGAAGAGGAGCGCCCGGCUCUGCCUAAACGACCGACCAAAGAGAUCGAGAAAGCUCCGACCCCCGUCUCCAAGAAUGGUAUCCCAGACCCGAAAGACAUGGAAGAUUUCUGGUCAAGAGAAGCGCAAAGACAACAGGAGGCUUAUGAGGCCGAGCAACGUCGAUUGCAACAGGAGUGGGAGGAUCAACAACGGGAACAGAUGAGGUUGCAACAAGAUGCUCAACGGGCGUUUGAGGAUCAACAAAGACUGCAACUAGAGCAGCAACGUUUGGCUCAAGAACAACUCAUGCGCGAUCAAAUGCAGGCUCAGACUCAAGGCCGAAUGGCCGAACUAGAGCGAGAGAACCUCGCGGCGAGGGCGCAGUACGAAAGAGAUCAAUUGAUGCUUCAGCAAUACGACCAGAGAAUGAAGGCGCUCGAAGAGCAGCUGCAGCAACUCAACAACAAUUUCCAAAUGCAGUCGCAGUCGAAAGAUGACCAAAUCUCCGCGCUACAAGAACAAGUCAACACAUGGCGACACAAAUAUGAGGCGCUCGCAAAGCUGUAUUCUCAACUGCGGCAGGAACAUUUGGACCUGCUCCAAACCACAAAGUCGCUGAAAUUGAAAGCCGCAUCGGCCCAAGAAGCCAUUGACCGCCGGGAACGACUGGAACGCGAGAUGAAAACCAAAAACCUCGAGUUGGCCGACAUGAUCCGCGAACGUGACCGAGCUCUGCAUGAGAAAGAUCGUGUUCAGGGCGGACAUCGUGAAGAACUCGAGAAGCUGAAACGCGAGCUGAGGUUCGCGAUUGACCGUGCCGAAGAGGCGGAGAAAGCCAAGGGGUCUGAAUUGUCUUCGAUGCUCGCCAAAUACAAUCGUGAGAUGGCCGACCUCGAGGAAGCUUUGCGAAAUAAGACGAGACAGCUCGAGGAGAUUCGAUCCAAGCAUGGCGACCGCGAUGAAGACCAUGAACAGGCGCUCCGUGAAAAAGAUGAGGAGAUCGAGAUCUACAAGUCUGGAAUGGAACAAGCCUUGGAAGAAUUGGAAGAACUCAAGCUAGGCAGCAAUGAAACCGACGGUGCACUCGACGGUGCCAUUGACGAAGUGCUCAAGGCCAACGUGAACAAGAUCAACGAUAUCAUUGACUCAGUUCUGCAGAGUGGUGUACAGAGAGUGGAUGACGCUAUGUACGAACUCGACUCUCCCAUGCAGGCUGGUAAUCAGAAUGCCACCGCUCCCUACGUGUUGUCACAGAUUGAAAAGGCAUCUGCCAGCGCGACCGAGUUUUCAACAGCAUUCAACAACUUCGUGGCCGAGGGGCCAAACAGCGAUCAUGCUGAUAUCAUCAAGACCGUCUCGGUCUUCGCAGCGUCCAUUGCUGAUGUUCUCUCCAACACCAAGGGUCUAACUCGGUUUGCAACAGAGGAAAAGAAGGGCGACCAGUUGAUUGACGCCGCUCGACAAUCCGCUCUGGCAACCAUUACCUUUUUCCGGAACCUCCAAUCCUUCCGGCUCGAAGGACUGGAGCCCAUGCAAAAGAGCGAUGUCGUGAUCAACAACAAUCAUGAUGUCCUGAUGAAACUCCAGAAACUCUCCAAAUUGGCCGAUGCUUUUGCACCAAAGGGCAGUAAGCUCAGCACCACCGGAGACUUGGGUGAUUUGGUGGACUCCGAAUUGACCAAGGCGGCCAACGCCAUCGACGCCGCCGCUCAGCGGUUGGCCAAAUUGAAGAACAAGCCCCGAGAAGGAUAUUCCACCUACGAACUGAAGAUCCACGAUUCCAUUCUCGAGGCCGCCGUUGCCGUGACCAAUGCCAUUGCACAACUGAUCAAGGCUGCCACAGAUUCUCAGAAAGAAAUCGUGCGUGAAGGCCGGGGAUCUUCGUCCCGCACAGCCUUCUACAAGAAGAACAACCGCUGGACCGAAGGACUGAUCUCGGCGGCCAAAGCGGUGGCUUCGUCGACAAACACACUGAUUGAAACCGCGGAUGGUGUGAUCAGCGGUCGAAACAGUCCCGAACAGCUGAUUGUGGCUUCCAACGAUGUUGCCGCGAGCACGGCACAGUUGGUUGCCGCUAGCCGAGUCAAGGCCAGUUUCAUGUCCAAGACCCAAGACCGCCUCGAACAGGCAUCCCGUGCGGUCGGUUCGGCUUGUCGAGCAUUGGUCCGGCAAGUUCAGGAUAUUAUCAAGCAGAAGCAGCGAGAUGAGGGUGAGAAUGUAGACUACGGCAGUCUCAGUGGUCAUGAAUUCAAGGUGCGGGAGAUGGAGCAACAGGUUGAAAUCCUUCAGUUGAGAAAUGCUCUCGAUGCUGCGCAGGCUAGGCUGGGUGAGAUGCGUAAGAUCUCUUACCGAGAAGACUGA